AUGAAACCAGGAAAUCACACAUUGAGUGUUUCUGAAUUCCUCCUCCUGGGCCUGUGUGAGCAGCAGGAACAGCAGCCUCUCGUCUUUGGCAUUUUCCUGAGCAUGUACCUGCUCACUGUGCUGGGGAACACUGUCAUCAUAUUGGCCAUUGUCUCUGAUCCACACCUCCACACACCCAUGUACUUCUUCCUGGCCAACUUCUCCCUCACUGAUCUGUGUUUAGCAUCUACCACAGUCCCCAGGAUGCUGGUGAACAUCCAGGCCCAUAGGAAUACCAUCACCUAUGCUGGAUGCCUAUCUCAGAUCUACUUCUUCCUAUGGUUCAUCGGUCUAGAUGUUUUCCUCCUGGCAGUGAUGGCAUAUGACCGGCUUGUGGCUAUCUGUCAUCCCCUUCGCUACACCUUGGUCAUGACUCCCAGAUAUUGUACUGGGCUGUUGGUCAUGUCCCUGACCCUCACUCAGUCGUACUCUCUGACCCACACCAGUCUCCUGGCUCAGUUAUCCUUCUGCACUGACAACAUCAUUCCCCACUUCUUUUGUGAACUUCUCCCCCUGAUGAAGCUCUCUUGUUCCAAUACUUACGCCAACCAGUGUGUGCUGAUGUACUGGGGAGGGGCAUUGACCAUCUUGAUCCCCUUGCUAAUUAUCAUCUCUUAUAUCCGCAUUGUGGCUGCUAUUGUGAGAGUCCCAUCAGCUAGUGGGAAGUGGAAGGCCUUCUCCACCUGUGGCUCUCACCUCUCAGCGGUUUGCUUGUUCUAUGUGUCUGCUAUUGGGGUGUACUUUAUUCCCUCCUCUGCUGAUUCAGCCAGCAAGGACAGGGUUGCAGCAGUGAUGUAUGCUGUGGUGACCCCCAUGCUGAACCCAUUCAUCUAUAGCCUGAGAAACAAAGACAUGAAGAGUGCCUUGGGGAGACUCCUGAGCGGAAGGGCACUGCGAUCUCCAUGA
Messenger RNA from Felis catus (domestic cat), 945 nucleotides. Its product is annotated as olfactory receptor 1G1-like. The record is from RefSeq and is a predicted model, not a curated record. The transcript has a single exon. Gene Ontology annotation, cellular component: membrane. Gene Ontology annotation, molecular function: olfactory receptor activity; G protein-coupled receptor activity. Gene Ontology annotation, biological process: G protein-coupled receptor signaling pathway. Lineage: Eukaryota; Metazoa; Chordata; Mammalia; Carnivora; Felidae. The coding region runs from base 1 to 945 and encodes 314 amino acids.